GAGUCUGUGGUCAUAAGCGGUCAGCAGCAACAGCAGCAGCAAAACCAAUCAAGUCACAGGUAACCACUCCAAUCCCAAAGCUUUCUCGAUCGAUAUAUAACUUCUUAAGUACUGGGUAACUUCAAUUCAACUCUGCUGUGCAGGCUCGGAAUCAGAAACCUGGUGCUGGAGUCAGCACCGAGCUUGAGGGUUACUGGGUUUGCUCUGGCGACAUGGACGAAUGCUUGGAGAGCUCUGGAUGCUCUUGGGUUAGGGGACGCCCUUCGCCAGCAACAUAAGCUGAUUGAUGGAGUGGUGCUUGCUUCCACGAUUACAGAACGGACCAGCGCAGAGGUGCCUUUCUCUGGUAACGGACAUGAAGCUCGGUGUGUGCAGAGGAAGCUGUUGCUUGAAGCCAUGGAGAAUGAGCUUCCGGAGGGCACUAUCAGGUACUCAUCAAAUGUUGUUUCCAUGGAAGAUUCGGGAUCGGAUUCUGGGUGCUUAGUGAAGUCACUGCAUCUUUCUGAUGGCACCGUUAUCAAAACUAAGGUGUUGAUCGGCUGUGAUGGAGUGAAUUCCAUGGUGGCUAAGUGGCUAGGAUUCAGCAAGGCAGCAUUCACUGGAAGAUCAGCAGUUAGAAGCGUUGCAAUAUUCCCACAAGGCCAUGAAUUCGUCUCUAAGUUCCUUCUGUUUGUUGGGAAGGGCUUUCGAGCUGGUUGUAUUGCUUGUGAUGACAAAACCUUGUACUGGUUCUUCACUUGGACACCCUCUACCCAAGAGAAGGAUCUCCAAGAUAACCCCGCUAAGUUGAAGGAAUUUGUACUAAGCAAACUCCAGAACACACCUGACAUGAAGAAAGUCGUGGAGAACAUUGAGACAGAAAGAAUCAUGUCCUCCCCAUUACGAUACAGGCGGCCAUGGGAGGUUCUGAUGGGGAACAUAAGCAAAGGCAAUGUCUGUGUUGCAGGGGAUGCCCAAACCAUAUAG
Molecule: messenger RNA, 966 nt
Organism: Linum tenue
Lineage: Eukaryota; Viridiplantae; Streptophyta; Magnoliopsida; Malpighiales; Linaceae
Source: the annotation of a GenBank genome assembly